GCGUAAGAUAUUCUUUCUCGCCCGGCCGACUUCCGUCAGAAAUCCGCCAGUCCACCUCCAGCCUCCUCCGUCCGCGCCGCUCCAGGUCCUCCGUCUCCAAGACUCCAACUCGCGAUUCCAAGCUCUUGCAUCGAUGGUGGACUCGUGGUGGUCAUUAGUGGCGGCAGCUGUGCCAGCUGUACUAGCCGGCCAAGCUUUCAGGAUGAAGAAGAGACGUGACGAGGAACAGAGGCUGAAGAGGGCAAGAGGACGGGAAAAGAGCUCGGACGAAAUCUUUGUCUGCGAGAGGGUCUGUACCUCAAAGAGGAUGCUGAAGAAAGUCGGCACGUUUUCCAAAGACCCGACCCCCGACACUUGCGUCACUGUUUGCGGGGUCUCGGAGCUCGAUGCCUGCGCUGAUGCGUGCGCCAGAACAGUGUGCGUCAACCAGCACCAAGUGCCCCACUGGAAUGACGUCUGCCUCAAGAGGUGCCAGAGCGAGUGCCUCAGGCUCUCAAAGUCCUCCACAUUGUCUUGAUCAGCCCAUUCCUUUCUUUCAGAAUUCAUUCUGGUGUGAACUGGUAAUUAAAGAUCCUUCUUCUCUCUUGUUUUGUGGUAUGAUGAUGCAUUGUUUUAGUCCUCCCCUAUCUAAAUUUCAUACCAUGAGAAAGGGGAGGGGGGUGAUCUUAAAAGUUUCAUUAAGUAGAAAAAU
Messenger RNA from Cuscuta campestris, 691 nucleotides. The record is from the annotation of a GenBank genome assembly. NCBI's taxonomy places the organism in Eukaryota, Viridiplantae, Streptophyta, Magnoliopsida, Solanales, Convolvulaceae.